This is a messenger RNA of Umbelopsis ramanniana AG, 1805 nucleotides long. RefSeq lists its product as uncharacterized. Bases 134 to 1720 code for a protein of 528 amino acids. The transcript has 5 exons. Gene Ontology annotation, cellular component: Cdc73/Paf1 complex. NCBI's taxonomy places the organism in Eukaryota, Fungi, Mucoromycota, Umbelopsidomycetes, Umbelopsidales, Umbelopsidaceae. Gene Ontology annotation, molecular function: DNA binding; RNA polymerase II C-terminal domain phosphoserine binding. The record is from RefSeq and is a predicted model, not a curated record.
GGCUUCCCUCGCAGCUAGGUUUGGCAGGCAUCGUCCUAUUCAUCGACGCAGGUCCGCCCCGCUAAGCCACACAAAAGUUCCAGUCCAUGGCAGCUCUCUGUCGUUGAUCUUUGUACUUGAACCCCCCACUAAAAUGGACGAUCUUGACGAUUACAUUUUGGCCUUAGCGGACAACCAGACUGAGAAUGGAGGCAAAUCAAAUUCUCGAGGUAGCAAAAGUCGACGAUCAACCGAAAGUCGUGGUACCAAACGAUACGUAUCCGAAGAUGAAGAUUCAGAUGACAUUGAUGUCGGAGAUGCCUCCGAAGAUGACGAAGAUGAAGAAUCUGACGAAGAAAUAGACGAAUAUGGACCAGACUUGUACAAAGACGAAGAAGACAAACGAAGACUUCUUGCUCUUCCGGAAGUAGAGAGAGAACAAAUUCUCAGUGAACGUUCCGAAGAGAGACAGCGUAAUUUGGAACGCUUAGAAGUUCGAAAGCUUUUGAAAGAUGGAAGAAAAGACGACUCUAAGCGAAGAUCCACGCGCACCAAGGAGACAGGUGCUUCUCGCGCUUUGACCGAGCUCGCUCGUAGACGCGAAGAAAAGAAAAAAACACAUACUCGAGGUAGUCGCCGUGACUCAAUGAGCCCAGAUCGAAAACGAAGGCGAAGAUCUAGAAGUCGCGGAUCUAGCGAUGACGGUUACUCUGUCAGUGAAAGUGAGAGUGAAGAAGAUCAAAAGAAAGACAUCAAGCGAACCCCUACACUCGAUGAAAUCAACGCCAUCACACUUACGCGACGCAUGGUCGAAAGUUGGAUACACACACCGUUCUUCGAAGAUACUGCUGUCGGCUGUUACGUACGACUCUUUAUUGGGCCUGAUCCACAAACAAAGACUCCUGUAUACCGACUUUGUGAAAUUGUAGACGUAAUACCCUGGCACAAAACCUACAAGGUUGCGGAAGGUGUGUGGAGCAACAAAGCGGUCAAGGCAAGACAUGGAAAGGCUCAGAAGCCCUUUCCAAUGGACAUCAUUUCCAACGGCGCAGUUACGCAACAGGAAUAUGCUCGAUUUUUAACCACCAUUGAAGUUGAAAAAGGUCGUAAGCCUAAUGCUGAUGAUAUCGAAAACAAAAAAGAAAGCCUCAAGGCUGCUCGGGAAUAUAUCUUAAACGACAAGGAAGUUGCCGAUAUGAUUGCUAAAAAGAGAGAACUUAACAACACGAUUUCAAAUGUUGCAAUGGAGAAAACCAUGCUGCACACCAAACUUGAACAAGCAAGAAGCGAUGAAAACCAUGCUGAGGCUGACCGCAUCCAGAGGCAAAUUGCCGACUUAGAAGAACGCGCCACCAACAUCACUUCAGCUGGAAAAUUAAACAUAUGGGCUGACCUCAACAAAAAGAACAGAGAAAAGGAUAAGGUGGAAAUGAAGGAGGCCGAAAAGAUUGCGCUGCUUGCCAGGAAAAAGCUUGGUGCUGUUGCUACAGAUCCCUUCGCUAGACGCAGAACCACUCCUAAGCUUGUUCAUACACCUGGUUCAGGAACUCCAAACAGCGCAGGCACACCUACAGUAUCGACGCCGAACCCUACAGCUGAAGAUGAAAAUAGCAUUAUAAAUCCAACCAUCAGUGAAGAGGCUGUAGCCCUUGGACAAUCCACCAGCACGCAAUCUGGCUACGAGCAGCUGGUCAGCAAAGUAGCAAUAGAUAUUGAUCUCGGCUUUGACGACGACGAUUAAUGUGACAAGGAAGUUCCUGGGCAUGAUCGACAUGUCGUUUUUCGACCACUUCUUGAUAUAUUUAAUAAAUUCCCCCCACACACAA